AUACAUACAGUAGCAGUUACUUCAAUCGUGAACAAUAUUCGGAGAAAACAGAUGUCAUUCCUCUGACGAAAAGAUUCUCUGAAACGAGAAGACGAUGGGUCCCAAAUUCCUUCUUUUGCCGACAAGAUCAAUCAUAUCCAUCGACGAAGAAGCGAUACAUGAUACAAAGAAACCAUCGUCGAAAGCAACAAAACACAAAACCGAACGACCGGGGUUUGGGAUCGAAUGACAUCCCUACGGAGCAAUACUACGGAUCGGGUCGGUCCGAUCUUAUCAUGGGACAUAAAGGACGACCGUUUGGAAGGUGCAGGCAGUUCCACAUCGCCGCGUCGGCCAUUUCGGUCGUCGGAGCAGCCACUUCCGUUCCUAUGAUUGUCGCCCGGGGGGGAGGAGCCCCACUCCCCCCACCCCUCCCCGAACCAGCAGGGGAUGGCGCGUCGAGAAUCCGGGAGGCCCUCCGAAAAGACUUUCCGGAGAUCGACGCCCUCUGCUCCGACGCCUACCUCGAAUCGGUGGCGAGCGUUCCAGGGCGAUCCCUGGAUUACGCAAUUCACCGGAAGGUCCGGGAAUCGCUAGAGUGGCGGAGAUGCUACGGAGUUGACGACCUGCGAAGUGCGUUUCUCCACGUCCGGGGGGAGGGUGGUGGGAGCGAAACCCAUCCGGCAACAAACGGUGGCGGGGUUUUUGUUCCUGCGCAUGCCCAAGAACCUUCGGAUCCCGAAGGGGGCGUUCGAGAACCAAAAGAGGUGAAUGCUACGACACCCACAACUUCCGAUGAUUCUCCGGUAUCCACCAACUCCGAGAACGGGACGAUCCGCGAGAGCCACUUUGUUCCGACCCCCGAAUUGGUAGAGGUCUGCGCCAGCGGCGCAUUUGUGCUAAGAGACGAAGAGAUGAUCGGUGAUCUUCGCGAUCCCGCGGUCCAACGUGACGAGGACGGAUCCUUUCGUCGUGAAAAUUGCCGCAGGCUGGUGGUGCACGCCGAUACGUCUCGUCUCAACUGGUGGCGAACUGGCGUGACAGCGGGGCUUCAGUACCACGUUUUGGUCUUGGAGGAAGCCCUCGAGCGGAUCCGAACGGAAAACCAAAACCGGGAGAGGAAUCUCCGAGAGAGCGUCGGCGAAGAAGCCGUGGGACCCCUCUCGGAAUCCCUCGUGAUACUCGUAGACACCACGAACCUUCCCCGCCUCCCUCCACCCCUCUCGGCUCCCCGCGGCAUGAUUCAGCUCAUGCGAAAGGCCUAUCCCGAUCGUAUCUACCGAAUAUACGUUGGCCCUGUCCACCCCUGGCUUCGAAAGCUCUACAACUACCUGAGUUCCUCCCUGCGACCGCGAACGAGGGAAAAGAUUGUCUUGCUAGACGAGGCACCAUCCUUGGCGAGAUUUGGUUCGGUUCGGACAUCCCUCCAAUAAAGUACAGUAAAUUAAAGUGGAUUUAAGCC
This is a messenger RNA of Pseudo-nitzschia multistriata, 1441 nucleotides long. The record is from the annotation of a GenBank genome assembly. Lineage: Eukaryota; Bacillariophyta; Bacillariophyceae; Bacillariales; Bacillariaceae.